Messenger RNA from Erythranthe guttata (spotted monkey flower), 1123 nucleotides. The record is from RefSeq and is a predicted model, not a curated record. Lineage: Eukaryota; Viridiplantae; Streptophyta; Magnoliopsida; Lamiales; Phrymaceae.
CUUUGAGCUUUCAUCAGAAACCAUGUCGAAUUACGUACCAACAGACCUCCUGAUCGAAAUCCUCGUAAAACUGCCGGUUAAAUCCUUAAUCCGCUUCGCCGCCGUCUCCAAAUCAUGGCGGUCGAUUAUCACCAGCGCCGCCUUCAUCGCUUCCCACCUCUCAAAAGGUAAAAACCAUACCCAUACCCUAAUCCACACGGAAGGAAAAAAUUCAUUGGUUAAAUUCACUGCAGAUGGACCCUUUGCUGUCGAUUCUCCCUCAAAACUCGAAUUUCCCUACUACAAACCACACAGCAUUUAUUUAAGAAUAGUAGACUCUUGCGAUGGGCUUGUGUGCUUAUCGAAUAAAUCCUUCAUGAUUUUUCCGCAAUCACGUGGCGUUAUAUGGAACCCCUCUGUUAGAAAUCAUGUAGUUUUACCCGACCCUACUAUCAAUCCGAAAGACGCCUACAUUUCUGUACUCGGUUUCGGAGUUGAUGCAGGUCGUACCCACCACAAGGUAGUGAGGUUUGUUUACUGCAGAAACGCGGCCGGUAUUUUUACGACACGGGUUGAGAUAUUUUCCCUCAAGACAUGGAUUUGGCGGAGGUUGAUUGGUGGAGUUGAUCUUACUCUGGGCGCUUAUCCAAGUCUUUUACGUCAAGUUUUCUUGAAUGGGGUUGUGCAUUGGCUCAUCGAGGAAAAACCGAUCGGUGACAAUAGUUUUCGUCGUAGUUAUAUUUUGGCCUUUGAUGUUGGAGAUGAGGUAUUCGGUGAAGUGGUGUUGCCAGAAUGGGAGGCGGGUGGUUCAGGUUUCGCAAAGUUGAGUAUUUUCUUGAUUAACGAAUCACUCGGAGUUGUCAAGUCAACUGGCGAGUCGUGUGAUGUGUGGGUGAUGAAGGAGUACUGUGUGAGAGAAUCUUGGACUAAGUUAUAUACCAUUCGUUUGUUUGAAAAGAUAGAAAAUGUAGUUGCCUUUUUCAAUAGCGGCGAAGCUUUAUUGGCCUUAGAGAAUUCUAGAUUAGUUGUCUAUAAUUCAGAGACUAAGCAUCCUAAAGAUCUUGGAAUCUAUGGGACUCCGCCCUCGCUUUAUAUGUAUAAUUAUGUCGAAAGCUUGCUCUUGCUUAGAGGACGGACAUAUUAG